GGGCCUCGCCUUGUUGAGACAGCGCGUAUGUCCACGGCUCUACGAGAGCGUUAAGAGACAGCAAUUGCGGUAAUGGUCUGACUGACACAGUCCCAUGGCCAUUAGCUGAUUUCGUGUGAACUCUUUUAGCUCUAUUUGUAUAGUCGUGACGGGUAGUUGCGACGUUGUCUCUCGUGAGUUUGUCAAACUACUCAAAGGCAAAUCCUUUAUCCUUGUUCAGUUUUCUGGUCGGUCUUCCACUAAUCAAACUUAAAAACCCAGAAUUUCUAGUGCAUUCAAAAUAUCCCAGGAAGCAGAUCCUUGUUGGAUUCUUGGGUUAUCCUGAAUCCUGAUGCUACUCCAUUAGAACUCUGAAGGGAGCAACUUUAUUUCACUUUUACCAGCAAUGGCCUCGCUUUCGCAGUCAACUACCUUUCUCCUCAUCAUCUUCUUCUUUAUAUUCAUUCUCAUUCCGAUCACACACGCUAUUCCUUUCAUCGUAUUGCACGGUAUUAGUGAUAAAUGCAGUAACCGAGGAAUUACUGAAUUCACUGAGCUUUUAAGCGACUGGUCUGAUUCUCAAGGCUACUGUGUGGAAAUUGGGGAUGGAUCAUGGGAUUCAUGGACUAUGCCCCUUUUGGAACAGACGUCAAUUGCUUGUGAAAAGGUGAAGAAUAUGACUGAACUUAGCGAGGGUUACAACAUAGUUGGACUCUCUCAGGGUAACAUGAUUGGUCGCGGGAUUAUUGAAUUUUGUGACGGAGGACCCCCUGUCAAGAAUUUCAUAUCGUUGGCAGGGCCCCAUGCCGGUACUGCUUCAAUUCCUUUCUGCGGAUCCGCUUUGAUAUGCAUACUUCUUGAUAGCUUAAUCAAGUUGGAAAUCUAUAGCAACUAUGUCCAGGAACACUUGGCUCCCAGUGGUUAUCUUAAAAUUCCAACGGACUUGACUGACUAUCUCAAGGGAUGUAGAUUCCUCCCAAAACUCAACAAUGAAAUCAAGGGUACGAGAAAUUCCACUUACAAGGAACGGUUUGCCAGUUUACAGAAUCUGGUCCUUAUCAUGUUCGAGGAUGAUACAGUUUUGAUACCUAAGGAAACAUCCUGGUUUGGUUAUUAUCCGGAUGGGUGCUUUGAUCCUGUAUUACCUGCUCAAGAGACCAAGCUCUACAAGGAAGAUUGGAUCGGUUUGAAAACCCUAGAUGAAGCUGGAAAAGUUAAAUUCAUAAACGUGUCGGGUAACCAUCUGCAAAUCUCAAAAAGUGACAUGAAGAAGUACAUACUACCAUACUUGGAGGACCAAGCAUCGACAGAGCAGACAGUGACACAAUCUUCAUCUUACCAAUGGCUUUCAGGACUCUGGUACUCAUUUAAGGAGAACACGAAAUCUACUCUCCUCCAAAUCCACGCUUUCAUGCUCCGUCACUCCAUCGAAACCAACCUUAACCUCUUCACCAAGUUCAUCACAGCCUGCGCUUCUCUCUCCUCUCUUUCAGCUGUUUGCCACGCGCGCCGCUUGUUCGAUGUUAGGCCCCAUGAAAACGACACGUAUCUUUGCAAUGCCAUGAUCAAAGCCCAUCUGGGUGUCAACCAAUUCGCCCAAUCUUUCACUCUUUACAAGGAUCUUGGGAGAGAUGAGGAGGGUUUUGUUCCCAAUAAGAUUACGUUUUUAACACUUGCGAAGUCUUGUGCUUUAAAUAUGGCAAUCUGGGAGGGUUUACAGAUACAUAAUCACGUGAUAAAAUUUGGGUUUUGCUUGGAUUUGUAUGUUUCAACGGCUUUGCUUGAUAUGUAUGCAAAGCUUGGCAUCAUGUUCUCAGCAAGAAAGGUUUUUGAAGAGAUGCCUGAGAGAAGUUUAGUUUCAUGGACAGCUCUAAUUUGUGGAUAUGCAAAAGCUGGGGAUAUGGAGAGAGCAAAAGAGCUAUUGGAUGAGAUGCCUGAGAAGGAAGAUUCUGUUCUAUACAAUGCUAUGAUUGAUGGAUAUGUUAAGUUGGGAGAUUUAGAUUCGGCUCGAAAUUUGUUUAAUCAAAUGCAGGAUAGGAAUGUGAUUUCUUGGACUAGUAUGAUUAAUGGAUAUUGCAAUAGUGGUGAUGUUGAGUCUGCUAGGCUCUUGUUUGAUUCCAUGCCUGAAAAAAAUUUAGUGUCUUGGAAUGCAAUGAUUGGUGGGUACUGUCAAAAUAAGCAACCUCAUGAAGCAUUGAAAUUGUUUCAUGAAAUGCAAUCGAGCACAUUUUUUGAGCCGGAUAAAGUAACCAUUGUGAGCAUUCUUCCAGCUAUUGCUGAUUUGGGUGCACUAGAUCUGGGUGAGUGGGUUCACCAUUUUGUUCAAAGGAAGAAACUUGAUAAAGCAAUCAAUGUGUGUACUGCUCUUGUUGAUAUGUAUGCCAAAUGUGGGGAGAUAAACAAAGCGAAAAUAAUUUUUUAUGAGAUGUCUGAGAAGGAAAUAGCUUCAUGGAAUGCUUUAAUAAACGGAUAUGCAGUGAAUGGAUGUGCCAAAGAAGCAUUGCAGGUAUUUUUGGAGAUGCGGAAUGAAAGAGUCAUGCCAAAUGAUGUGACCAUGAUAGGUGUUUUAUCAGCUUGUAAUCAUGCUGGUCUGGUGGAGGAAGGUAAGAGAUGGUUUAAAGCAAUGGCAGAGUUUGGGAUCACCCCGAAAAUUGAGCAUUAUGGUUGUAUGGCUGAUCUGUUGGGGAGGGCUGGAUGUGUGGAGGAAGCUGAGAAGUUGAUAGAAGGUAUGCCCUAUGAAGUCAAUGGAAUAAUUCUCACUUCUCUUCUAUUCGCAUAUGGGUCCUCAAAUAAUGUGAAAAGAGCUGAGAGAGUGCUAAAUAAGUUGGUCCAUAUGGAACCAACUAAUCGUGGGUGUUAUGUGGUGUUAAGGAAUUUGUAUGCCACAGAGAAAAGAUGGGAAGAUGUGGAGGAAAUCAGGGAAUUGAUGAGAAGGAAUGGGGCAAGAAAGGAAGCUGGCUGUAGUGUUAUUGAGGUUGAUCGUAGGGUUUUGGAGUUUGUAUCUGGAGAUAGAGUGCACCCCAAGUGGCAACUGAUGCAGUCAGUGUUACAGCAGUUGUGGAUGCACAUGAGGGGACAACCAGACAAGUCAGCUGCUUAAGUUGAAGAAUGUUUUGAUUUGUUAGUGAUGCUUGGGAAAAGCUCAAAGCUAAAGCAAGAACUGGGAACAAUUUCAUUAGCCUAGUGAUCUCGUACUGUUGUUUUAUGCAUCAGACCAAAGACAACAUACUAAGGACAUGCUGGCUACCUUUAAGGAUGUAGAUUCCUUCUAAAACUCACAAUGAAAUCAAUGAUGCGAGGAAUUCCACUUACAGCUAACUGCUUGCCAGCUUACAGGAUUUGGUGCUUAGAUGGUAAGGUGAAGAGUCCCAUUUUGGCCGAUGCCUCUUGUCAACCAACUUUGGAAUCAAUAUGCCUUUACUUUCUGCAAUUUGCUAAUCAGCUUUGGAUGACUAAUCUGCAAUUUGCUCAUCAAUUUGGUGGUUCUACUUUCUUUCUCUUUGUGCGUGGUUGGUUUGAGCGGGACACAGUUUUGUUACUUAAGGAAACCUCCUGGUUUGGUCAUCAUCCACACAAGAGCCUUUGAUCUUUAUUGCCUGCCCUUUUUAUAGGCAGGACCAUUUCUCGGUGGCGGGGUUGUCAAAUGCAAUUUUUCUGUUGGGAGUAUUCCAUAACAUAUAAGUACAUGUUCAAGGCACAGUGACAAGGCUUGGAAACAAUAUCGAGAUGAAAAUAACAUCAAUAUCCAUAGAUAUGUAUACUGCUUCAUGUUGUCAUUACCCAUUUGUCACUAUACUUUAGGAUUAUAGAUGCCAUCUUUUUCAUUUGGAUUUUGUGGUGUAUGGUAAAUGCAACGAAUCUAAUGUGUGUCUAUCAUUGCAGACCCAGCUCCGUAAGGAAGACUGGAUUGGUUCGAUAACCUUAGACAAAGAUGGAAAAGUCAAUUCUUAAAUAUGCCUCUCACAAGUGACAUGAAGAAGUACAUAGUACCUUAUUCAAGGACCAAGCAUCUACAGAGCAGACGGUAAAAGAAUUACAUCUUGGCUUUUCAAGGGAGCGGUAGGCAUUUAUGGAUCGGAAUGGCCAUAAUGAGGAUCAUCCUGCUUCGCUGCAUGCCAUGUAGUAAAGCAAGUGCUUUUGUCAUGUGUGAAUAAGAUGGAAGUUAAAAGGGAAAGUGGUUUGUUCUUUCCAUGUCCUUGUUUUUAAGCCCUGUACACCACUCAAGUGGAACUUGCCUCCUCUGAUGAUUUUGGAAAGACUUACUAUGUUUAUAUAUGCCAAUCCAUUGACUUUUCUUAAACUUCAAAUUUAUUCUUCUUG
This is a messenger RNA of Theobroma umbraticum, 4299 nucleotides long. RefSeq names its product alpha/beta-Hydrolases superfamily protein. Gene Ontology annotation, molecular function: thiolester hydrolase activity. The record is from RefSeq and is a predicted model, not a curated record. Gene Ontology annotation, cellular component: intracellular membrane-bounded organelle. Lineage: Eukaryota; Viridiplantae; Streptophyta; Magnoliopsida; Malvales; Malvaceae.